CCACGUUUGAUCUAAUUACUGCUAGGGGAUCGUCCUCGUCUCAUUGAUGUAACGAUGCAAUUUUAAUGCUUCUUUCUCGGACCCCGGCUCUUCCCUCGGGAUUAUCGAAGAGACCGUUUCAUAAUAACUGAAAUACUCUCACUUUUGCUAGUUUUAGCUUAAGAACAAAUUGUCAUUAAAGAGUGCAACGGAUUUCCUUGGAAGUUUUACACCAACUGAACAAUGAGCUAAACUACCUUAAAAUCCAUUCUCUUUUUGGAUGUCACCAAGAUUUAAUGCAUUCUUUGGCUAUAUAAUCCGAAUUCCCCAGUCACCUUACCUCAUCUCGACCCAGAAACAAAUCCAUCCUCUUGCAGGUUUGAUCUACCUUCAGUAUCCAUGUCGACUGAGAGUCAAGAGGAGCAGUCAAGGGAUAGACUUGAUGGCAUCACCCGCCAACUGAAGUUCUCAAAGGGCAGAGAUUGGAUCGUUCAGAAGGCUGCUGAAUUGGCUAUCUUGUGCGAUGUCGAUAUUGGCAUUCUAAUGUUUUCUCCGGGAGGUCGAUUGACUAGCUUUUCUAGCAACGCAAGGGUUGAGGAUAUUUUCCUCCGUUAUUUUGAUCGCCUCGACAUAUUACGAGGAGGAUGCAGUGAAGAACUAGAGGUUUUGUGUCAGAAUCUCGAGCGCGUGAAGCAUGAAACUGAAAUGAUUGAAAAGAUGGCGAAAAUUCAGGCGCUCGAGGAAAAAUUCUGGAGGCUGAAACAGCGACAGAUCGAAGUACAAGGCAAGAUGAGAUAUUACAGUCCGCAGCUCGAGAGUAUCACAUCGGUUCAAGAAGCUGAAGUGCAUAGACGCUUCCUUAUCGAAGCUCUUCAGAAACUAGAAGAACUGAAGGAGAAAUUGCGUCAAAAUGUGCAGCAACCAUCUGCUAGUAUCGAGGCAUCUGCUGCCGAAGGUAUGGAUCAAAUUUGCAGCCUUGGAACAUCUAACCCUCAAAUGCCAAGAGGAAUGCCGUAGCGAACGACAAUACUCUCGUUCGAACCUCACCGUCAGCUUCCUACUGGAAGCUUUGAAGAGUGUCAAACUAUUUACGAUAUGCUUAGUAUCCAUCUCCCUAUGUAAUCCUCUCAUAUUUCAGCUUCAGCGAGAAUGCAUCAUCUUCGUUGCAACUUGUUCUGGUUCUAUUUCAAGAUAUUUGAAUCGUUUUUU
Punica granatum (pomegranate) is the source of this 1188-nucleotide messenger RNA. The record is from RefSeq and is a predicted model, not a curated record. Lineage: Eukaryota; Viridiplantae; Streptophyta; Magnoliopsida; Myrtales; Lythraceae.